CUGGGAGCGGUCUUCUAGCAGGCAAUUGAUCGCAUGGAAUUCCACUUGUUUGCUAUGCAGUCUUCGGUGACAGUGAAGACGACAAAUUUUAUGCAGAUAGAGGUUUCGAGAGCAGAGUACAUACAUGGCAGCAAAGGCGACAAACCUUGAGCAGAUUCAGAAUUGGAGAGCAAGCAUCAAAAUUCGCGAGCAUGACAGACAGACAAGGUGAAGAUGCAAGGGAGCCGUAAUAAUUAAAACUUCGCCCCAGAUCCUAAAAGCGACCAUUGCGGCUACAGACUCGGACUCUCAAGUCAAGGUUUUAAUUGUGGGCGCAAUUGAACAUUGUUGCCCAAUCGCAACCUUAAAAAAAACUUCGCGUCUUCCAUCUUCGUUCAACCCCACCACCACAAUUCAACCGCAAUGCCUCUCGAUACCUCAACGUACUCCCUCGCACUUCUCCGCCUCGAUGGCCGACGAUGGAACGAACUUCGACGUCUCAAUGCGCAAAUGCGAACCCAAGCCGCAGCAGACGGUUCCUCAUACCUGGAAAUGGGCAAUACUAAGGUGAUCUGCACCGUGACGGGACCUGCAGAGCCAAAAGGCGGAAGACAGGGGGGAAGCGGCGAGAAGGCGGACAUACAGGUAUCGAUAUCUAUUGCUGGAUUCAGUGGUGUGGACAGGAAGAAAACGGGCAGGAAUGAUAAGAGAGUCUCAGAGAUGCAAAACACGAUCACGGAAGCAUUCUCCCAGUCACUAUUUACGAAUCUAUAUCCACACAGCACGAUCUCCCUCUCUAUCCACGUCCUCUCUCAAGACGGCGCUCUUCUCUCUGCAUGUAUCAAUGCUUCCACUCUCGCCUUGAUCGAUGCCGGAAUUCCAAUGCGAGACUACAUCUGUGCCUGUACAGCUGGCUCUACAUCAAGCUACGGCAGCAAUGACGAACAAGCAGACCCGUUGUUAGAUUUGAAUAAUGUAGAGGAGCAGGAAUUGCCUUUCUUAACGGUUGCUACAUUGGGCGCGAGUGAUGCUGUGAGUGUCUUAGUCAUGGAGACCAGAGUUCAAGGGGGAAGACUAGAAGGCAUGCUUGCUGUGGGUGUUGAUGGAUGUAAGCAAAUCAGAGAGAUCCUGGAUCAGGUCGUGAAGGAGAGAGGGAAGAAGAUCUUGGAUGGGAGUCAACUAUAG
Molecule: messenger RNA, 1164 nt
Organism: Mollisia scopiformis
Lineage: Eukaryota; Fungi; Ascomycota; Leotiomycetes; Helotiales; Mollisiaceae
Product: exoribonuclease family protein
Exons: 2
Coding region: 403-1164 (253 amino acids)
Biological process (GO): poly(A)-dependent snoRNA 3'-end processing; nuclear mRNA surveillance; rRNA catabolic process
Cellular component (GO): nuclear exosome (RNase complex); cytoplasmic exosome (RNase complex); nucleolus
Source: RefSeq, a predicted model, not a curated record